UCCUUUCUCUUCAGUGUAAACGGAAGUGAACUGACCAAGAACAAUUUCCACGUUAGCGUUAUUGUUGUAAUUUAGACGUUUAUUAACACCAUGGAACUCAAAAUAUGACUCGUUUAACUGCACUACAUCAUAUACUUACACCAGGCAGCGUUUAAUUCGCGUUGAAGACAGGACUUAGAUGUUAUCAAGAUAACGCUAGCUAGCUGCUAACAAUGGCUAACUGCAUGGUUUUUCACACUCAAAUAGCCUCCAUCAUGGAGGUACUAGCGAAUGCAGCCGUGGCAGACAUCUGUAAACUCGUAGAUGACGACUAUGCAGUGUUUCGUUUGGAAAUAACUCAAAGCCAGAAAGAAAACAGGGCAUUACGGAGGAAACUACAACUACUGGAACUGAAGAUGACACGGGAGCGCGCAGAGAGGACAAUUAGAGAGCGCGUCCUCGCCAGUCGUCCUAGUAGUGUCAAGAUUCUCGACCAAUACAAAGGAAUGGCAAGAGGACAUCUCAUUGGAGACCACAGGAGCUUUGUGAAGCCAGCGGGACACAAUACAUGGAGAGGUGACCAACAAAUCACUGUUGAUGAGGGGAAUGGAACCUCAACCCAGCAUGUUAUCAUGAUAGAGGCUGGAGGUCCUGAAGUCAAGCACGAGCGGACUGAAGAAGAGGAGGACCCACGGCACAGCAGAGACAUCCAGACUGGAGUGCUUGAAGAGCCCCUUGUAGCCACGGAGGACCCUACCACUGCCACAGCGCAGCCCAGGACCCAAUGCAGCAUCACGGAGGUCAGUGGAACGCCGAACGCCGUCCUCAAGUCAGAGACCGACACCAAGACUUUAACUGUAACACACAGGCUCUUACACACAGGAUCUGAUCAUAGAUCAGACCCAGAGAGACUGGUGGUGGGGCCACUGGACUGUCCUCCUGCUCCUGGCUCAGAGUAUUUACCAGUAUUUCACCAGAGCCAGAGAACGGUUCAUUCCCGUGGAGAUGGUGAUGCAUCAUACCCUGACGUUGAUGAUCCGUCUUGCUCUUAUGCUACAGAGAUGGAACCUGGCAACAUGCCCUUGGGUUUAGAUACACAGACUGAUCUGUCUAAAGGGGACUGGAACCAGUACAGUAGUAGUGUAUACUCUGAAGGGUGCCUAGAUAAGAAAGGGGAGGGUCUGGUCACAGAUGAAGUGACUGUGAAAGUGGAGGGUGACGUUCCUCAAACAUGGAAUGCCGAUAGUCACCUUGGAGACAGACACUCACAGGGUAGAGAUUUCUUAGAUUACAGAGAAAGCUUAGAGACAACUCAAAAUGUCGCAACUAACUCCCUUUUACACACGUUCAGGGAUCGUGACCCAGUGUCCACAUCGAUGGGGCCUUCUGAUUCGUAUGGCCAAAUCCUUUUCGAUCAGGUAUUGAACUCAAACGACAGGGCUAGAGCCCAGGCUCAGGGAGGGGGAGCCACAUCAGGCAAUGUUAAAGAGAAACGGUUCCUCUGCAUGUUCUGUAACAAAGGCUUUAGCUGCCCCCAGACGGUGGAGGUGCACCAGAGGAUCCACACAGGGGAGAAACCCUACAGCUGUACCCAGUGUCACAUGCGCUUUGCCCAGUCUGGCAGCCUAAAGAGGCACCAGAGGGUCCACACAGGUGAGAAACCCUACAGCUGCCCCCAGUGUGAGAAGAAGUUCUCCCACCAGCACCAUCUGAAGACGCACCUCAAGAUCCACCAGAGGAUCCACACGGGGGAGAAACAGUUUGGCUGCCCCUUGUGUGAGAAGAGGUUCUCCCACCAGCACCAGCUGAAGAUGCACCUGAAGGUCCACACGGGAGAAAGGCUGUUCGUCUGUAUGCACUGCGGGAAGAGUUUCUCAGAGAGGAGCAACCUCAUGAUACACCAGCAGAAAAUGCACACAGUCCAUGUAUUGACUAUAGUGAUGUAGUACUAGUUAGUUUGUAGUUAAUUCUGUUGGUUUUGGAUGUAUAGGGAACUGGGUGAGGAGAACUGAGGAAAUAAUGAGUAUGAUGAGGCAGAGUAGAUGAUAUGGUGAUGGUGUCUAAAAAUGCUUCACUGAUGAAGAGUGGAAACUUUGUCCCUUUAGAUACUGGUCGAGGGUAACAGAUUUCUAGUGCAAACAUAGUGAGACGUUAUUCACCUUGACAUUAUUUCGUGCAAUAAAAGUACUGUACUGCAAAGUUGUUAGUGUAUGACCAUUUUGUUCAAAUUAAAUACAAAGUUGACUCUG
Messenger RNA from Oncorhynchus nerka (sockeye salmon), 2228 nucleotides. Its product is annotated as zinc finger protein 19-like. Gene Ontology annotation, molecular function: DNA-binding transcription factor activity, RNA polymerase II-specific; RNA polymerase II transcription regulatory region sequence-specific DNA binding. Gene Ontology annotation, cellular component: nucleus. Gene Ontology annotation, biological process: urogenital system development; regulation of transcription by RNA polymerase II; embryo development. The transcript has 4 exons. Lineage: Eukaryota; Metazoa; Chordata; Actinopteri; Salmoniformes; Salmonidae. Bases 213 to 1925 code for a protein of 570 amino acids. The record is from RefSeq and is a predicted model, not a curated record.